This is a messenger RNA of Fusarium venenatum, 801 nucleotides long. RefSeq names its product necrosis inducing protein. The record is from RefSeq and is a predicted model, not a curated record. Lineage: Eukaryota; Fungi; Ascomycota; Sordariomycetes; Hypocreales; Nectriaceae.
AUGAAGGCAAACAUCUUGGCUCUGAUCGGCCUCUGUGCCGUUCCAUCAGCCGGUGAGAUUCUUCAACCCCUCCCGGAAGCCGCGACUAGAAAGGAGCUCCGCUUCCAACCCUACAUCGACUUCGACAAGGACGGAUGCUACAACACAGCGGCUAUCGGUGCGGAUGGUCGCAGAAACCCUGGAAUCAUGAAGAGCUUUUCGUCAAGCCGUCAUUGCCGCAACAAGAAACAGCUCCUCAACAGCAAUGUUUACUCCCGCAAGCGAUGCAACCACGGCUACUGCGCCAUCAUGUACGAGUACUACUUUGAGAAGGAUCAAGCUACUGGUUUGAGCGGACACAGGCAUGACUGGGAAAACAUCGUUGUGUUUACCAAGGGUGACACUCAAGUUGUCCGCGUCGCUGCGACUGAAGAACACAACAAGUACCGGUACAGUAAAGACUGUGUGGAUUGGGAGGAUUGCCUUAUCCCAUUCGAGGGAGAAAGACAUCCUCUACUUGUCUACCACAAAGUCCACGGAGACAUGCACAGCUUUCGCUUCGCCAAGGAGGACGGCGAAGGUGACAUUGAGAAAGCCGAAAAUCACUUUCACCGCUUCUACAAGAGUCCGCUUGUGGGGUGGGAUGACUGGCCCAGUGACGAGCUGCGAGACAAACUGGUCCAUUGGCAUGAUUCUAUCAAGCCCAGUAUUGGAGGAAAGAAAUUCGGCAGGGCCCUUGAGAAGGCUGCUGGUAGCUUCAGGAUGGUUCCAGAAUUCAAUCCUUACCAAGAGGUUGAUGGUGAAGAAGGGGUGUCCGACUAG